CCGGAUCAUUGAACUGUUCAACUAACCAACCUUCAUUCCUUCCUUACAUUAGAGUGCAUCCACCGGCUUCAUUCACGUUUCUCCGUAUUCAACAUCGUCGCUGGCAUUUUCCUGAGAAUGGCAAUCGUUCAUAGUGUACGGCUGUUAGCCAUCGGCUCUCUCCUCACAUCCUCCUUCGCAAAGCCCAUCGAGCCGCGCUUGGGGAAUGGCGGCGACGACGACACACCGCUGCCUCUAGUGAUUUGGCAUGGCCUCGGCGACACAUACCAAGCCGAUGGAAUGCAUCAGGUUGGCGAGCUGGCCGAAAAGAUCAACCCCGGAACAUUCGUCUACCCGAUUCGCAUGGAUGAGGACGCCGCGCGAGAUCGGUACUCCUCCUUCGUGGGCAACCUGACCGAGCACGUCGCCAAAGCCUGUGCCGACAUCGCCGCACACCCGAUCCUCUCCACAGCCCCCGCCAUCGACGCACUGGGCUUCUCCCAGGGCGGCCAGUUCCUGCGCGCCUACGUCGAGCGCUGCAACAAACCCCCCGUGCGCAGCCUCAUCACUUUUGGUUCGCAGCAUAACGGCAUCAGCGCCUUCCGCGACUGCGCACCGACCGACUGGAUCUGCCGGAUGGCGAUGGCAGUGCUCAAGGCGGACGCGUGGAGCUCGAUGGUGCAAAGCAGACUGGUGCCUGCGCAGUACUACCGCAACCCGGACGAGUACGAGCAGUACCUGGAGCACUCCAAUUUCCUGGCGGACAUCAAUAACGAAAGAGAGGAGAAGAACGAGCAGUACAAGAAGAAUAUGGUAAAACUGGAGAACUUCGUCAUGUACAUGUUUGAGGACGAUACGACUGUCAUCCCCAAAGAGACUGCUUGGUUCGGCGAGGUCAACGGCACCGAGAGCACGCCGUUGCGCGCCCGCAAGAUGUACUCGGAGGAUUGGAUCGGCCUCCGCGAACUGGACCGCAAGGGCGGGCUCAAGUUCCGUAAGGCGCCGGGCGAUCACAUGCAGUUGUCGGAAGAGCUGUUGACGGAGGCAUUUGGGGACUUCUAUGGCCCUCUCAAUCUGCGUCCCGGAAGGUCAGAGCCGAGGCCAGGCCCCGGAGGUGAUGACGAUCUCUGAGGGAUUGGACUGUGCGAUGCCUCUGUUUCCUUUAUACUUUCUAUUUCCUUGUUUUUCUCCAUUGCGCAUUUCUGUCAUAAGGGUCUGGGUUCUGGGUACGGUAACGACUACCUGGGUAAUCAUUUUGCGGCAGGGUUAGGGGGGAUCAAGGGAGUCUAUGGGAUAUUAUCUGUCAACUGGGUGGAUAUGACUGUCUCCCACUGACUGGGCGAAGGGAGACUCAGGAAUGGGAUAACACGGCCUCGAGUUUGUUGGACAAGCUCAGCACAUGGGACGACGAGGUU
Chaetomium strumarium is the source of this 1394-nucleotide messenger RNA. RefSeq names its product Alpha/Beta hydrolase protein. The transcript has 2 exons. The record is from RefSeq and is a predicted model, not a curated record. Gene Ontology annotation, molecular function: palmitoyl hydrolase activity; thiolester hydrolase activity. Bases 118 to 1110 code for a protein of 330 amino acids. NCBI's taxonomy places the organism in Eukaryota, Fungi, Ascomycota, Sordariomycetes, Sordariales, Chaetomiaceae. Gene Ontology annotation, cellular component: lysosome.